Molecule: messenger RNA, 6051 nt
Organism: Ctenopharyngodon idella (grass carp)
Lineage: Eukaryota; Metazoa; Chordata; Actinopteri; Cypriniformes; Xenocyprididae
Gene: vstm2a
Product: V-set and transmembrane domain containing 2A
Exons: 5
Coding region: 197-907 (236 amino acids)
Source: RefSeq, a predicted model, not a curated record
GAGAGCAUCAUUACUCCAUCAACACCUCGCAGAGACAGUGCAGAGCCGAACGCACCUGUGCGCAAGUUCACGAGCGACUUCUGCGCCAGAGUUGCAGCAUGUUUCUCGCGCGGCAUCUUCACGAGGCUUUUGCUUAAUGCGCUGAACAUUUCUGGAGGACAUUUCUUUUCCAGCUCAUGUGAGAUCUGUCUUUGGAAUGAUGGGGACCUUACAUGACAGUAUUGGAUUUGUGCUCUUUUCCUGUUUGUCCAUUCAAGUUGGAUUUUCUCUUGAUGGAAAGUUUACAGAUUUCCCUUCUAACAUCACUGCACGGGAAGGACAGAACAUUGAAAUGGCAUGUGCCUUUCAAAGUGGGAUGACCUCAGUUUACUUAGAGAUCCAGUGGUGGUUUAUUCGUGCUCCGGAGGAACUGAUUACGAGCGAGGAGGAUGAGGACGAUACGGAGAUGGAGAUGAUUCCAGAUCCAGAUCCUGAUGAAGAAGGAACCAAAAUAAGUACAGUCAAGGUCCAAGGCAAUGACAUCUCCCACAAGCUGCAGAUCUCUCGGGUGAGCAAGAACGACGAGGGCCUGUAUGAAUGUCGAGUCACGGACGCGAACUACGGAGAGCUCAAGGAGUACAAGGCUCAAGCCUACCUGAAAGUCAACGCCACCAUCCGCCCUCGCAACAGGGCCAUUAAGAAGAGCUCGCCGCUGCACCUGACCGAUAAGAAACCCCGCAAGAGCAGCUCGGCUCCCGGCCAGGACAGCAUGAGUUCAGACCAGAGGUCCCAGUCCACUUCUACCUCUCAGACGUCACACUCCAAAACAGUCGAACACAGCACAGGGUCAGGUACGAGGAUAGCCACAAGUAAUGGACUUGCUCUUCUUCUCCUCACAUCCGGCCUCAUGAGGGAAGUGUGGCUAUAGUUUCAAGACGGUGACUCUUUUUCCCAGAAUCACUCUUAUUUCAGAGCCAAGAGAAAAUUGCCUGCUAUUUGGACGGAGCGGACAGCACAGUCGUCCCUUACUUCAAACCACAACACUGCACCAAUGUAGUCUAAUGAUCAUCACCAGAAGCACUUUUGUUUCAAAAGCCUAUAGGAGGAGAAGGAAACUGCCAUAGCGGACACGUGCUUCACGCUCCAAAUCAAACAGAAGACACAAACGGACACGGACUCGUAUGGGAUCUUGCGCCCCAUAUAUAUUUUUGGUUGGUUUUUGUUUACCUUUUAUCUCCAGCUGUGAAUUUAAUACAUUGCUCUGAAGUUCGGAAGAGUCUAUAUUUGUGUAACAUAUGAAUAUAUGAACAGAUAUACAGUAUAUAUAUAUAAAGUAUUUGAUUUUAAAUUCCCUUGACUCUGUACAGCUGCCAUCCAUUCAUAUGCAAAAACAGCCUUGAAAACAAAACUAACAGCUCCACGGCUUAGUACAUGUUGUGUUCUGGAUCGCUAAUUGAUGUGGUAAAUCACAGUGUUUACACUGCAUUGAGCUGCAGUGAUUUUCAUUAAUGCAGAUGUUCUUGCUUAAAUACAUGUGCUUUUCAUUUAUUUUUGGCAUAAUAAAUGUGAGUAUAUUCCUUUCGCCCCUCCGUCCUGUUAGUAGCGUUGUAUACUCACAUGCCCAGUCAUGUUCACUUAGCAUGUAGCAUGUGAGCAUAGUAGUCUUUGACUGGAAACUAAAUCACACACGACAAUGCCAUUUAAGAGCAUCGUUUCAGUGGAGCUGGAUUGAAGAGAUAUUGUUUGUUUGGCUCUUGCUUGCUUUUUGUUGGAGCGGAGGGUCGGACAAAUUGAAAGAAAUAAAUGUUCUGAGCUUUCAACCUUCAAAUCACUAAAGGUGUUUCAUGACCUUCAGUGCUAUUGAAUGUUGUGAUUGUGUCCUCUAAACAUCUCAAGUGUGAUUCACCUAUGUUUAAGUGUCGAAGAUGAUUGCUUUUCACCUCUUGAAGCAACUGUCAUUUCCGCCGUGUGUUUACCAUCUUCAAAAUCAAGUUGCAUCAUGGAUUUCCACUAAAGCUGACAAAAUCAAUAGCUGUUGACGAUUGGUUUUCUGGUCCUCUCCCUUUACUUUUAAUUAAAAAGGAAGAGCUUUGUACUUUCUGGCUAACAUAGAAUGAUUUAUAUCUGCGUUUGUCUUUUUAUUUUGGCAAUGCAGAUUGCAAGCGGUAUGAGAUAGGUACCAUUUUCCCUAAAGCAGUGGAAGACUCGGCUUUGCAGGAGACUUUUAAAAUUAAUGUUUCAGCCUUGUUCUUGUGCCACCAAAGGCACUUAGUCCAAACAAAAAUUACUCUCAUCAUUUAACAUCACAAGGAAGAUGUUUAUUCAGUUACUAAACACAAUAUGUCACUAAAACGUCUUCUGAUUCCCAGAAGAAGCUGACUGAUACAGCUCGUCCUGCUUAAUCAGGGCCACACUGAACGUUUUGAGAUUAAUAUCCAUGAUAUAGGCUGCAUUAAAGGGGUCAUGACGUGGAUUUUUGUUAUUAUUAUUUUAAUAUGUUCCUUGAGGGUCACGUAUAAUGUUAGUAAAGUUAUUUUCACACAAAAAAUCAAAUAUAUAUGCGGAAAAACUAUUAUUUUCAGAUCCUCCGUUUGAAAUGAUCCGUUUUUAAUGCGUGGCUCCUUUAAGGCUUGUCAGUAAACGCCCACUGUUAUGAUUGGCUAACAUCACUGCAUAGGAAACAGUAUCAACGCCCACUUGCUAUUGCAUGUAAUGUGAGUGUUUUGAAAAAUUAUCCAUAUAAAAUUGUCAUUUACAGACAAAGCAUUAUGAAAUAAUUUACUUCCGGUUUGUGAUGCAGCUGCUGUCAGAUCUAAUACAGUCGACUGCUUCAUCUGUCAACUAAAGUUUCUUUGUGAACUCUCCAUUACACUGUGCCUCGUUCACAAAACAAUCUGCAGUCAAAUGCUCCGAACAAACAUAUAAUCCUCUGACGCAAUCUGGGACGUCAUUAAAAUAAACCAUCCACUUGUUUCUGAUGUUGAGAUCCUUCUGAAGUCGCAAACCAGCUGUGUAAACUGAACGUGUGAAAGCGAAUGUUCUUUCACUCUUCCAUUCGUCCUGUUGUCGGCAGAUGUCAGAAACUGAACACACAUCUGUAUUCUGCAUCAGUGUAGACAGCAUCAGUGAUUAUAAUGACUUCUAUUUGCUUUUGACGUGACGCUCACAUCCAGUGUAGACAAAUGUCAGCCAUUAAGAGACUGAUCGCCAGUGGGCGGGGCAUGUGAUGCGAUGAUGUAUAACUAUUGGUCGAUGCUUGCUCUGGAGGCGGGCAUAUGCAAAUGUAUUUGCCAGUGUGUCAUCACAGAUCCCACAAUAUUAAAAUAAGGCAUUUUUGGAGCUUUAUUAAAUAAAUGUUUUGUUUAUAAUCAGGAGGAUGUUUUAAGCUCUGAAACUUGCAGGAUGUUUUAAUCUUACAAAGACCUCUAAUGUGUUAAAAGAUCAAGGCAAAUUUGAUUUCUGAUAUCAUGACACCUUUAAAAUGACAUAUGAUCACCAGUGAUGCCCUCAUCACCAUAUUUUUUAAAUGCGACAGUAGUGGUUGGAAAUAAGAUGGUGACAUUUAACCAACACUGUGUUAUCAACAAGAACAAGACGUCCCUACAGGAAUGUCAAGGUUUUGAAAAGAAUCUCAAGCUGCGGUUGAUGGAGCUUACUCUGUUUGACAUUCUGCUCAUGUAUUGAUGUCUUGAGGUGUUUUUAUAUAAUUUAACCAAAGACUGCUGAGACGGGCACAUUGCAGGACUGUUUACAAAACACACAACACCCCCAUGUAUUAUGCCAAAUCUAUGCUCAUUUUUUGAAGCUCAUUUUCUCACCCAUGGUGGAGUUGUGCGUAUAGUGUUUGUUCCUCAGUUUUGGCUUUCAGGGCAGUUGUAUUGGGAUUACACUGGGAAUAAAGCAUAAGGAAUAGAAUCUGUUUUAAAAGAAAACACAAAAGUGACUUUAAAUGCUGUUAACUUCAAGAAAGUCACAUAAGGGAAGGACCCCGUAGCGAUUUUUAUCUUGCACCAGCAAAAUGUCGCAUUCUCACUUCAGUUUUCUGUCUAAACCUCUGCGAAAAGUAGAGUGUUAUGCUGCAUUAUCAGUAAUUAAUGACAAAAAGUUAUAAAAUACAAUUUGAAAAAUGAUGCAUGGCUAGAAUUGACUAAUUUAUGAUGCACCCAAGGGGUUUUGUCAUUUUUGGAACCAUUUUUUAAAAUACAGCUAUUCACAGUUAGUUCAUGUCAGCUCAGGUCCAUUAAAUAAUAUAAACAGACACAAAUGUGACUUUAAUAAAGUAUUAUAAAAUGUUGAAAUUAAGAUUAAUAGAUGCUUUAGAAGUCAUUUUAAUUGUCCUGUACUGUACUUAACUAAUGUUAACAAAUGGAACUUUAUUGUGUUAAAUGUUUUUUUUUUUCAUGGUUUCAGUUUUAAUUAACUAUAAUAAACUUGAUUUGAGAUCCAAUGGAAAGUAAUGAGUAUUGAUGACAACAUUUCUAAUUUAACCCUAAAGGUUCCCUCUUAAAACCCUCAUAAACGUUUGAAAUAUUAUAAAACGGUUACGUUUUGAUGGUGUAGGAUACAAAUAGUUGCGGUAACGUUUACUAACGGAAGUUUCUGGCUUGUAGCUCCAACAGGAACACUGUAAUGUAAACUGUUAUUCUGUACUUUGAUGGCUGUAUGAUCCGGAUCCUUAAAUGAGGUCAUGGAACAAAAAAUACACCAUGAUGUGUCUUUGAAUAAUGAGACGGGUCAUGCAAUAGAAGGUUGUUCAGCAAGAUUCUUGCCAAAUUGUACUCCUCAUAAUUGGAAGACUAAUCAUAAAACCAGCUGGAAGCUCUAAAUUCUCUCUAGAUUUAUGGGCAUAUGUGACUUUGAGAGCAGCUGCUAUCCGAGAGUCCUUCGAUGGUAAUGCACGGCGUAGGGUUGUUGAUUUGAGUAGGUUUAUCUACAUAAAACUGUUACUUUAAGACGGCACUUUAAAUAGGGCACACGGUGAUGAUGAUCCACAUUUGUGUGUGCUGUAAAUAGACAAAACACCUCAUCUAAAUCCAUCUGCGGCAUUUUAACGCUGGACACCUGUGGUUAGCUAUAAAUAAAGUUGGGGUUGUCAUAUUAUAAAGUACAAAAAGCUAACUAAUUUCAUUAAAAAGUUUAUGAAGAAGAGAGUUUCUGAUGCCUUGUACAGCCUGUGUAAAAGUCACUGUAAAAACAAGCCGCAUGGUUUAUUUCCAUUUCUUAUUUUUUUUCAUUUUUUUUUUUAUCUCAGAAAAGAAAAAUUGUAUAUGUGUACGAUUACAGUGAAUUGAAAGGACAGAAAUGUUCCUAUGUGUGUUUCUAUGUUUCCAUCCGUUUGGAGAUUUCCAUGGGAAAGACUUUCCGUCCGUAUACAACAUUUGGGACGCCGUUUUGGCCAAAAAUCAUUGGCUCAAUUUUGGAAAGCAGAACAGCAGCAGCUGAAUUUGACAAAAACGGUUACUAAAGAUGGAUCUCUGGAUGUUAUUUUGGAUGUUUAUGAUAUUGAUUUCUGCAUGUGACGAAUCCAUUCAUACAGAGAGAAGCCGUUCCACUCGGAGAAAACCCAGGAUUUGUAUUUCAGAAAGUCGUCCUCCAGGUUAAGAUCUUCUUCAAAUGUUUCAACACGGGAAUCGAUGUAUAUAUAUGGAUCACCAUCUUGUUUGAGUCAUGAUUAAAUGUUUACUGGACUCUUUCAAAUACAUGACGUGAUUUUCAUUUUACUGUCAUGGCUGAGCAAAGCUGAAGUUUGUAUUAUAAGACAAAAUGAGCCAAAUUUUAAUAAACUAUCUUCACGGGCUGUCUACAGACAGAUUUUUUAUGAGACGUGCAGUGUAAUUUACAGUAUGUGGUGUAUCAGUUUUCUGAGCUGUUUUAUUUGUACUGCAGAAAGGAGCCGCUUGUGUAUCAUCUGCAGAUGUGCUUUAAAGGAUCUGAUGUUUGAAGAACAGAAUUUGAGGGAUGAUUGAUUGAAAAUGAGAGGAAAGAUAUGACAUGGUGCUGUAUAACCCGCUCAAAGACAUUUCCACACCACGCUCAUGAAAUAUGACAAUUAAAUUUCUCUAAAGCACUGUC